AGAACUUCUUACUUAACUCAAAUUAGUUUUAUACAAUGUUAAAAAUCAAACAGAAGUCUGUUUCUAAGGCCAACAGCCAUUUCUUAAAAUUGAUGAAAUGUUUACUUUGUGGUAACUUCUUUAAAACCCCAAUUGAGAAUUGACAAGUUCUUCCCACCCAGCAAAUGCCCCUAUUCUAUGUUUCUGCCAUUUCGCUCUGCAGUUAAUAUUAAUUUUAAUCCAAUGAAGAACCCCCACACAAAAAAAUGUUCCAAAUCAAAAGAUUCAGAACCCAACUCAGUCUCUUAAGAAAACCACCUAAUCCCUCAAAUUAGCAAUACCCUUAGGAGAGAGAUCAUGUUGUUCUUCAAAUAACCGAGGGUUUUAAUGUCAUUUGUGGGCUUCAUUUAAUGUGUUAGGCCUGCUUUAUUGGUUGUUGAAUUUGGUGAUUUGAUUAAUGGGGUUGAUGUUUUUGUUGUGAAAUGAAUUCGUUUGAUAGGUGGAAGCUUAUAGGCCAAAUGAUUCAGCUUGUCACGGUCGGUUUGGCAAAACAGCCAGGACUGCCCCUGUUGUUAGAUUCUUAAAGCUAACAUUUUUGAGUCACUUGCUUUACAUUAACGGUCAAUGCUGAGAAAAAAAAGUGCUGUUCAGUUUUUUGUUGCAUGCAUAAGUAAAUAAAUGGAAAUGUGCCCAACUUUAUAACAGCUUAGGCUUUUAGACGAGGGUUCACUCAAGUUUGAAAUUCCUGCUCUUAUACAAAAUUUAUGCAAGAUAAUAGAUGGGCUAUGUACUAUUGCACAAGUACCUGUUUAGCAAUUAUUAAAGAGGAUUACCCGCCUCCCUCCUUAUGUUAGAGUUGGAGAUAUUAUGUGCAGUGUCGACUGUCUGCAUGAAGUAUAAUGGCAUUGCUGUCACUUACCCAAAGAAAAUGUUAUUGUUGUCUUAUGUUAGUAUUGCUUAACUUAAACUAUAUGAAGGUUAACACAUUGUGUAUUUCAAACAUGUAAUUAGAUGUUGACACAUGUCCUAAGAGUUUCCAGAGAAGGCAGGGUGUAGUUGCUUAUAAGAACUUAGAUUGUUUAUGGUGUGAUAUAAUGAUAUCAAUUUCAUAGAUUUGGUUGUGUGAAGAAAACAUUUACAGUCAUUACUUUCGUGCUCUUCAUUUCUUUGUAGCACUGUGCUAUGACAUCUAUUAGUAUAUGUUAUAGAGCAUAUAUAUUGGGGCGUCCCUUCUGGAUUUUCUAUUGAUUUAUGAUUGAUAGUUUGGUCUUGGAGGUCAUGCAUAAGUCUACCUCUGUCAUGGUCUCCAUAUCUCACUGUCGUGGCAGACAGGGAAGGAGUUGGAGCAGCAGUUUUGAUUGUUCCUGUGCUCCCAUCAGUGGUUAUUUGAAUUAUACACUGCAGGUUUGGGUACUAUUCAGCAGCGCCGGGGUUCAAAAACUUAGAAGCCUAUUCUUCUUGCAGGUCCUGGAAAGAAUGUGGACAGUGCCUGAAGCUAAAACCAUAUCAAGGACAUCACUGGUUGAUGAUCAAAAGCGUAAGGAUGUAAAAAGUGAAUCCAAAGAUAUUCUUGGGGAACUUUCGAGGACGGAUCAUACUAUACAAACGCUCGAUAAAACAAUUUCAAAUCUGGAGAUGGAAUUAGCUGCAGCGUGGGCAUUGCAGGAUUCUACAAUGAGUGGUUCUCCAAUAACUCAAGAUCUGAAGAUCCUUGAAUUAACCAAGAAGAGAAAAUAUCUAAUGGUAAUAGGAAUAAACACUACCUUUAGUAGCCGAAAAAGAAGAGACUCAGUUCGUGCUACCUGGAUGCCACAAGGUGAUAAGCCAAAGAAGCUUGAGGAGGAAAAGGGCAUUGUGAUUCGGUUUGUAAUAGGACACAGUGCAACAUCAGGUGGAAUUCUUGAUUGAGCAAUUGAAGCAGAAGAGAAGAUGCAUGGAGAUUUCUUGAGGCUGGAAAUGUCAAUGCUCUCUGGUCUACUCCUUUAUGAAAUCUUGUCCCUCUUAAAAACCGUGAAAGGGGAGACAGUUAGUUGUUCCUCAAAAGCUGACAUGUCAAUUGAACUUCAUUAGGAACACGUUGAGGGAUACCUUGAACUAUCAGCCAAGACAAAGACCUAUUUUACUACUGCUAUUUCACUCUGGGAUGCAGAUUUCUAUGUCAAAGUUGAUGACGAUGUGCAUGUAAAUAUAGGAGCGCUGGCGGCAACUCUAGCUAGACAUCGCUCAAAACCCAGUGUAUAUAUUGGUUGCAUGAAAUCUGGUCCUGUCCUUGUGCAGAAGGGAGUGAGAUAUCGUGAGCCUGAGCAUUGGAAAUUUGGUGACGACGGAAACAGGUAUUUCCGACAUGCAACAGGCCAACUGUAUGCCAUCUCAAAAGAUUUGGCCACCUAUAUAUCUAUAAACAGGCACAUUCUACAUAAGUAUGCUAACGAGGAUGUAACAGUGGGAUCGUGGUUCAUUGGAUUGGAUGUGGAACAUAUAGAUGACCGUAAAUUGUGUUGUGGAACUCCACCUGAUUGUGAGUUGAAAGCUUAAGCAGCCAACAUCUGUGUUUCUUCCUUUGAUUGGAGUUGCAGUGGUAUUUGCAAGUCUGUAGAGAGGAUUAAGGAGGUUCAUCGCCGUUGUGCGGAAGGCGAUAAUGCUUUGUGGAGCGCCGCCUUCUGAUGAUUCCGCAAUUCUCCAAUCUAUGGAGCCUGCAAGUAGAUUGUAGCGACUCUUUAAAAUCUAUAUCUCCAAGAAGUUAGUAUAAAUCAGCUUGUAAAAUACGUGCUCGAGGUAGUGUGUCUUUCCACAAGUUUUCCUUGAUCAAAUGCAUCUAAAGUAAAUUCUUUAUGCUUUUCUGCUAUUUGUCUACGAUAAGUGUUAUCUUUUUUAUUUCUUAUCUUUAUUUAUAACACAUGAUAUGAUAAAUGAUUAAACCUGUUA
Messenger RNA from Nicotiana tabacum (common tobacco), 2904 nucleotides. Its product is annotated as putative beta-1,3-galactosyltransferase 4. Lineage: Eukaryota; Viridiplantae; Streptophyta; Magnoliopsida; Solanales; Solanaceae. The record is from RefSeq and is a predicted model, not a curated record.